Messenger RNA from Carassius auratus (goldfish), 3455 nucleotides. RefSeq names its product piwi-like protein 2. The transcript has 23 exons. The record is from RefSeq and is a predicted model, not a curated record. Gene Ontology annotation, molecular function: protein binding; RNA binding. The coding region runs from base 127 to 3246 and encodes 1039 amino acids. NCBI's taxonomy places the organism in Eukaryota, Metazoa, Chordata, Actinopteri, Cypriniformes, Cyprinidae.
GAAUCAUGUAACACUGAAUCAGAAUUUGUUCGAUUCAUUCCGUCACUCGGUUGUUGAAGAGCUCUUUCAUCGCCACAGAAGUGUCGACUACGUUUGCAGUUGCAUUGAAGUGCAGCAGAGGAAGAAAUGGAUCCAAAGCGACCCCCCUUUCCAGGCCACCCAGGGGUCACCCGCAUGCCAUGGAUGCAGUCAGCAGAAGAUCAGGGUCAGUUGCCUGACCAGCCCCCAUUGGGACGAGCCAGAGGUCUGGUCCUGCCUAAAGAUGACCCUCUUCCUGGACGAGGUAGAGCCUUAGGCGUACCUGGAGAAACACCUGUACGUUUUGGGAGAGGCAUAUCUCCGUCUGUAAGCGAGCCUCUGGUGGGCUUUCCAAGAGGAGUGCGAUUACCGACAGACGAGGGAGGAUUUGGAAGAGCCCGAGGUUUUUUGCUGUCCACUCCAGAGCCCAGUGUUGGGAUUGGGAGAGGGGCUGCUGUGGGACCAGUGCCUACACCAGACAUUGAGAAAUCUGAUGUACAGGAAAAGAUGCCUGAGCGGCAAACAGUGGUGGCUCCAGCGAUUCCCCAGGUGAAACAAUCAAAAGUUGAGGCUCCUGGGCCGGGGUCAUCUCUGGUGUCCAUGUUCAGGGGUCUGGGCAUUGAGCCGGCAAAGACAUGGGGCAGAGGAGCUACACCUGUGGGACGGGGGGCAGCAGGUGAUUUGGGGGCAGGUGUCCAGUCUAAGCCGACCAUCAUUGGGGCAGAAGAAGCCAUCAGUGUCCUGGGCAGAGGAUUUGUUGGUGUUGGCAGAGCUGCGUUGCCCCAUAUGAGUGUAGGCCGUGGACCGAUUGGCCCUUCGGGCCCCGUUUCUCCCGUUGAUGCCCCGUUCUCCUUGCAGUCUGCUGCCUCCAUCUCUGAAGAAGCCCCAGUUCCUCCAGGAACACCCCCAAAAGUUGAAGUAAAAAUGGAGACCGUGAAGGAGCCUCUGCAGAAAAUCGGAACAAAAGGCAGUCCCAUAUCCAUCGGCUCAAACUACAUCCCCAUCUGUUGCAAAAACGAAGCUGUGUUUCAGUACCAUGUUACUUUUACGCCGAACGUUGAGUCUGUCGCGAUGCGCUUUGGUAUGAUGAAGGAACAUCGGCCCACUACAGGGGAGGUGGUGGCUUUUGACGGAUCCAUCCUCUAUCUGCCAAAACGUCUUGAGGAGGUUGUUCAUCUUAAAGCUGAGAGAAAAACUGACAAUCAAGAGAUCGACAUCAAGAUCCAGCUGACAAAGAUCCUGCCGCCCAGCUCGGAUCUGUGUAUCCCGUUCUACAGCGUGGUGCUAAGGAGAGUGAUGAGAUUACUGGGGCUGAAGCUGGUGGGCAGAAACCAUUACGACCCCAACGCUGUAGUGAUUCUCGGCAAACACCGGCUUCAGGUGUGGCCUGGAUACUCCACCAGUAUCAAACACACGGAUGGCGGUCUCUACCUCAUUGUGGACGUCUCUCAUAAGGUGUUGCGAAAUGACUCGGUGCUGGAUAUAAUGAACUUGAUUUACCAGGGAAGUCGCGAGAGCUUUCAGGACGAAUGCACAAAGGAGUUUGUCGGCUCAAUCGUCAUCACGCGCUAUAAUAACCGCACUUACCGAAUCGAUGACAUCGAGUGGUCCAAGUCUCCCAAAGACACUUUCACCUUGGCUGACGGAACCGUGACCACGUUUGUCGAAUACUACAGAAAAAACUACGGCAUCACCAUAAAGGAACUGGAGCAACCAAUGCUCAUCCAUCGUCCAAAAGAGAGGUCCAAACCUGGAGGAAAGGUUAUAACGGGUGAAAUCCUGCUGCUGCCCGAGCUUUCCUUCAUGACCGGCAUCCCUGAAAAAAUGAGGAAAGACUUCAGAGCCAUGAAGGAUCUGACCAUGCACAUCAAUGUGGGAGCCGAGCAGCACACCCAGAGUCUCAAACAACUGCUGCACAACAUCAACAGCAAUAACGAAGCGGUCUCAGAACUGUCCCGAUGGGGCCUCAGCAUCAGCCAAGAGAUCCUAGUGACUCAAGGAAGAACUCUGCCCAACGAGACUAUCUGCUUGCAUUCAGCUUCGUUUGUCACGUCUCAGGCAGUAGACUGGUCCAGAGAGGUGGUUCGAGACCCCUCCAUCAGCACUGUUCCUCUGAAAUGCUGGGCUGUUUUCUAUCCCCGGCGGGCAACCGAUCAGGCAGAGGAGCUCGUGACUACUUUCACGAGGGUAGCCGGACCAAUGGGCAUUACAAUUGAUCGGCCCAUCCGCGUAGAGCUACGGGAUGAUCGAACCGAGACCUUCAUCAAGAGCAUUCACUCUCAACUCACCAGUGAGCCCAACGUGCAGCUGGUCGUGUGCAUUAUGACCGGAAACAGAGACGACUUGUACAGCGCCAUCAAGAAGCUCUGCUGCAUCCAGAGUCCCGUACCAUCACAGGCCAUCAACGUGCGGACCAUCUCUCAGCCACAGAAGCUGCGCAGCAUCGCUCAAAAGAUCCUUCUGCAGAUCAACUGCAAACUGGGAGGAGAGCUGUGGACGGUGAAUGUUCCUCUGAAAUACCUGAUGGUGAUUGGGGUGGAUGUUCACCAUGAUGUGAGCAAGAAGAGCAGAUCUGUCAUGGGGUUUGUGGCAAGUCUUAACAGCACGCUGACAAAAUGGUACUCCAGGGUUACCUUCCAGAUGCCUCACGAGGAGAUAAUCAACGGUUUCAGGGUCUGUCUGCUGGCUGCCCUGCAGAAAUACUACGAGGUGAACCACACCUUCCCUGAGAAGAUCGUCAUCUAUCGCGACGGCGUUUCUGACGGACAGCUCAAGACUGUGGAGCUUUAUGAGAUCCCUCAGGUUCUGAAAUGCUUCGAGACCAUCCCGAACUACGAACCGAAGCUGGCUUUCAUCGUGGUGCAGAAGAGGAUCAGCACCACCCUGUACUCCUACGGAUCCAACCACUUCGGCACGCCCUCGCCAGGAACCGUUCUGGACCACACCGUCACAAACAGAGACUGGGUGGACUUCUACCUAAUGGCACAUUCGAUUCGACAGGGUUGCGGCCUGCCCACGCAUUACAUAGCAGUGUACAACACCGCAAACCUCACCCCUGACCACUUACAGAGGUUGACUUUCAAGAUGUGCCACCUAUACUGGAACUGGCCCGGAACGAUCCGCGUUCCUGCACCGUGCAAGUAUGCCCACAAACUGGCCUUCCUGUCUGGCCAGUACCUCCACUCGGAGCCUGCCAUCCAGCUCUCAGAGAAACUGUUCUUCCUGUGAGCGAGAGCUGUUCACCGUCUCAAACAGACCCAAGAAGGAUCCAAUCUCCCUCUUUUGUUCUUUUUUAUUUGCUAAUCUUAAAAGUACUGUUCUGAAUGUUCUUUGCUGGUAUCCAAAUCAACCUUCUUUUUUUCCCCAAACGUUUUUUGUAACUCUUAGUUGUUCGUUCUUGUAAAGCAUUAGUGAAUAAAGUGCAUGUCUCAUUUCGA